Strongylocentrotus purpuratus (purple sea urchin) is the source of this 1579-nucleotide messenger RNA. RefSeq lists its product as uncharacterized. Gene Ontology annotation, biological process: netrin-activated signaling pathway. Gene Ontology annotation, cellular component: membrane. The transcript is spliced from 7 exons. Lineage: Eukaryota; Metazoa; Echinodermata; Echinoidea; Camarodonta; Strongylocentrotidae. Gene Ontology annotation, molecular function: netrin receptor activity; protein binding. The record is from RefSeq and is a predicted model, not a curated record. The coding region runs from base 136 to 1308 and encodes 390 amino acids.
CCAAGUGCAAAAAUAUGUAUUAUUUUCUUCUUUUUAUACCUAAUGCUAAGAUUAGAGCCUCAUUUAAAAGUAAUAAUUGUCCUCCCAUAUGCGUCUGCCCAAAUUGUAUAAAAUUGACUUAACCACUUUUUAUGUAUGAUUAAUUUCAGAUUACCUUCUUUAAAGGAGAUCAAGUCUGAUGGAGAUGGUAGUUCUGCAACUGGAAAGUUUGGGGCCCUAGGUGGAAAGCUGUCAACCAAAUCCCAUGGGUUUACUCUCCACAUUCCACCUGGUGCCCUUGAGGAAGAUGAGAAAAUCAGCCUUCUGGUACUGACUGCGAUUCCAAAUGGCCUCACACUUAAAGAGGAUGAGCUUCUAGUCAGCCAUGGCUUCCAGUGUUACCCAUCCGGGCUACGCUUUAAGAAACCGGCAAAGCUGAUAAUACCUCACUGUGCAUUAGUCACUACUCCUAACGAUGUAAAGACCAUACUGUAUUCAUGGAAUCAGUCAGGUACACCUGAACGGCUUUCGGAUCCCGACAUUAUUUGUUCCGUACAAGAACGAUGGCUAGAGGUCUCAAUCAGCCAUUUUUCUGGAGGAUUCUUUGCCUUUAUUCGGAACAGGCGAUCUCUGAAGGGUAUAUUACUGUCGUGCAUGUCGUUUCUUCCCAGCCUCAUGCCUCCCUCCAGGAAACCAAUACUGGAGGUUCGCUUCGUCAAGAAGCCACAUGACCAGAAAUGGUACCAUGUCCACGAAUUAAAUGACCCCUGUUUCAAACCUGUGAAGGGGGACGACGAUGACAUUGUGUUUCGGGAAGGAACACUAACAGUCGCUUGCAAAUCAGAUGUACAUACUAUUCAGUUCAGCGACAUGAGGACACAAACGAAGGUGACAGAGUACUUUGAGCUCGAUCUAACCAAGGAGAGUGAUGAGACAUUACCGGUAGUGACACUUGAAGUGGGUCAAACAUCUACAAAGAAGAUCAAAUUCAACACACGUUUCCAAGGGAUCGGCAAAGAGACUACAGAACAGAAUGCUCCUACACUAACCAGAAAUGAAAUUCCAUCAGAUGAACAGAAAGUGACAGAUGCGAAUAUCCUGAAAGUAGCAAAGCUUCUACCACCUGAUCGGUGGAGCCCUCUUUACGUUGCUCUUUGCAUCGAUUACAGCACCGCUGAAGGUAUUAGAAAGGAGUUUAGAGAGAUAACUGAACAGUACAUACACCUCCUUCAAACAUGGAAAGCUGCAUCAACUCGGACCAGAAAGGAUCUCAAUGCAAUCCUCAUCGAGAUAGAAGCGGGAGGACUUGUAGACAAGUACGUGGAUUAGGUGUAAAACCAGAAGAAGAGAGUAAGAGUGAGAUGUACAUAGAUCUUAAUGAAUACAGUACACUCAACACUGAAAUAUGACUAUUCCUCUUUUUGCGGAUGUUUCCAAUGGUCGGUUGACUAGUAACGUGAUGAAAGAUCUUAAUUUAUAUCACUUCGUGUAAAUUCUACCUUUUUUCUUAAUCGUAGAGAUUUAUGAUUUUAUUUUCAUGAUGAUUAAACCGCAUUUAAUGACAUUUUCAACAUGCAGAGACAUACUCUACUAUCGGUAG